Molecule: messenger RNA, 2338 nt
Organism: Camellia sinensis
Lineage: Eukaryota; Viridiplantae; Streptophyta; Magnoliopsida; Ericales; Theaceae
Source: RefSeq, a predicted model, not a curated record
GAGAAAGUAGGUGUGAUAAAUGGGUGUGGGUGAGGGAUUUUAGGCUAAAAAAAAUUAUAAAUCUUUCCCAUUAGUAAAAGUUGGAGAAAGAUGUUUGGUCAAUUUUCCUAGAACUAAAAUUAAAGAUUUAUAAAAGUUAAAUUUAUUAUUAUUUUCAUUAAUUUUCUCAAUUUUGUAUGGAAAAAUUACAAAUGAGUGUAUGUUUUCAAAAAUAAUUGUGUACUACUACAGUCUGUACUCCUCUCUUCCUCUCUCUCACUCACUCUCAGGCUCUAUCUCUCUCGAUCUCUCCUCUCAGACACACAGUGACAGAGUUUGAAGAAGAUGUUAAGAAGAAGAGUUUCUGUUUCUUCGAUUAUUGGACGAAGAAGAAGAAGAAUUGCCGAUCAUAAUUGUCAAAAAGGUACAAUAUUUCCCUCUCUAAUUAAUCAUCCCUCUUCUUUCUUAUUUGUUCUGUUUCGUUGUUCUCUCUCUACUACUACCCGAAACCCUAAAACUUCACCAACACUGCGAUGCAAUGAUCUCCAAGACGCUGUAAAUUCGUUCAAUCGCAUGAUCCAAAUGCGACCUUUCCCCUCCAUUUCUCAAUUCAACAAAGCUGUAGGUCCUCUUUUGAAAAUGGGUCAUUACGACCUUGCACUUCCUCUUAUUGGGAAAUUGCAUUUUCUAGGCAUUCAGGUCGAUAUCUGCACCUUUAACAUUGCUAUUAACUGUUAUUGCCGCCUGAAUCAAGUCCAUUUUGGGUUCUCUCUUUUGGGUACCCUCUUCAAACGCGGUUAUACACCUGAUGUAACUACCUUCAACACUCUGUUAAAUGGACUUAUUUUGGAUGAUAAAACCCCUGAAGCUGUAGCGUUAUUUAAGAAAUUAAUGAGAAUGAGAGAAAUUGAACCCGAUGUGGUUAUGUAUGGAACCAUUGUUAAUGGGCUCUGCAGAACGGGGAACACUAUCAGGGCUGUUAGUUUGCUUAGGAUAAUGGAAGAGGGAAGCUGUAAACCUGACACCAUAGUGUAUAACACGGUCAUUGACAGUCUUUGCAAGGAUAGAAUGGUGGAUGAUGCUUUGAAACUCUUUUCUAAGAUGAAUGAACAUGGCAUUCUUCAAGAUGUUGUCACUUAUACCUCUUUGAUUCAUGGCCUAUGUAAUUUUGGCUGGUGGAAGAAGGCUACCGGAAUGUUUAGAAAAAUGUUGGAUAGUGGUAUUGCUCCGAAUGUUCAUACGUAUAGUGUGUUGCUGGAUGCAUGUACCAAGGAAGGGAAGAUGAAAGAGGCAGAGGUGGUACUUGAAAUCAUGAUACAAAGAGGUGUGGAUCCUAAUAUAGUCACAUACAAUGCUCUAAUGGAUGGAUAUUGUUUGCAAGGCGACAUCGAUGAAGCAAUGAGAGUGUUCAAUACAAUGGUGGAUAGGGGACUUCACCCUGAUGUUUUUAGCUAUACCAUUCUAAUCAAUGGAUAUUGUAAGAAAAUGAAAAUAGAUGAGGCUAUGCAUCUCUUUCGAGAAAUGCCUCGGAGGGGGUUGCAACCUAACACCGAAACCUUCAGUGCUAUGCUACAGGGUUUGUUUCGAUCAAGUAGAUGUGGAGCUGCUCAAAAACUUUUUAAUGAUAUGCAAACUGCAGGCAUAAAUCUAGAUUCUCAAACUUAUGGUAUCUUAUUGGAUGGGUUGUGCAAAAAUGGGCAUAUUUCUGAAGCAUUGUCAUUAUUCCACAUGAUGGAAAGCAAGGGUUUACUUCUUGAUAUUGUUAAGUAUAAUAUCCUCAUUGAUGCAUUCUGCAAGGAUAAAAAGUUUGACACUGCAAGGGCCAUUUUUAGUUACCUUUCUUCCAAGGGAUUACAACCUGAUGUUAAGACAUACACUAUCAUGAUACAAGGUCUUUGUGAAGAAGGCCUACUACAUGAAGCUAAAGAGUUGUUUGUUAAAAUGGAACAUAAUGGUUGCUUGGCAGAUGAUGUCACUUACAACACUAUUAUCCGAGGAUUUAUUGGACAACACAAGUGCUAUGAGGCAUUAAUACUUGUUGAGGAAAUGGUUCAAAGGGGUUUCUCAGCAGAUGCAUCCACUUUUCUUUUGAUUGUGGAUAUACUCUCAACUAAAGGACAAGAUCCCGCUCUUCGAGAAGUGAUAAAGAAGUUCAUGCCAAAAGAUAAUCAUGGAAUGCAUGAUAUUGAGUAAAUUUUUUAAGCUGUGAAGAUCCGAAGUCAUGCCCAAAAAUACUUUUGAAGGUCCAAAAAAAUGGGACUAUAGCACAUGUGCCACCACCUUUACCUAAGCGCAAAGCUGCUCAUCCUUACCUGCAAAAGGCACCAAAAAAUGUUUUAGCACCAUUGCAAGCUUUCAU